Lentinula edodes (shiitake mushroom) is the source of this 3133-nucleotide messenger RNA. RefSeq names its product fungal-specific transcription factor domain-containing protein. Gene Ontology annotation, molecular function: zinc ion binding; DNA-binding transcription factor activity, RNA polymerase II-specific; DNA binding. Gene Ontology annotation, biological process: regulation of DNA-templated transcription; DNA-templated transcription. The transcript is spliced from 15 exons. Bases 170 to 2941 code for a protein of 923 amino acids. Lineage: Eukaryota; Fungi; Basidiomycota; Agaricomycetes; Agaricales; Omphalotaceae. The record is from RefSeq and is a predicted model, not a curated record.
CGUCAUUUUCGGCUAACUUGAACUGUUUGAACCGUUUUCGAACUCCUUUUCCUUAGGCGCCAGUCAACUCCCAAAGCUAGAAGGAUCUUGAUUACUUGCGCCACUGCUGUCUUGAUAAGAACGAGAGCCCAUUGCUCUGUAUGUACCUCCUCUCCCCCGUGAAGCUCUAAUGUCAGACUCUCGCACUUGCUCACGACCCAUCCAAAGCUGCUACCAAUGCCGAAAGCGAAAGAUAAAAUGCAACCGCGCUUAUCCUUGUGCACCUUGCAUUCUCAGAGGGGAAGGAGAUGUUUGCAGAGAAGUCGACAAAAACCAAACGAGCUCAAGCAAAUCAACAACGGAGACAUUAGACGAUGUGCUUCAUCGUGUCACAGUCCUGGAACGAGCUGUCUCUCACCUCUCCAAGACAUUGCCUCCGGAUCUAAAUGCUUCUGGCAUCGAUGACUCGGAUAGUUCGAUUUCAACAGCGAUGUCUUCCUCGUCAAUGCCUAAAUCCCGACCACAAAGCUCGUCUAGACCCGUGUGGUCUGCAUCGGAUGGUGAUGUUAACCCGGAAUCAGUUAUCCGGUCUUCAUAUGGCACCGGAUCGACCGAUGAGGAUGUAGCUAUGAUGCUGGAAGACUUCGCCAUGGGUCACCGCGUCAAUCGCUCUCGAGCUGCUCAAGAGUUAGACCCAGGACCAUCCGACUUAUACACACAUAGACAAAUAACUGCUUACGGCUCACAAAACGCACCACCACGUCGUGAGAGUCACGAGAAUGCAACACGAUCAUUGCCUCUGACACCGGUCUCUGCAACGGAUGUAUUUGUGCCGCAAUUAGGACUUCCUGACCACCAUCCACUUGCCCUUUUAAUCGAUAUAAACACCAAUGUGAUUGGUCGACUCGUCUCAGUCUUACCAGCUAAGAGUCAUUGCAUGACUCUAGUCACUUUCUACUUUGAACGCUUAGAAUGGUAUUCAAAAGUCUUACACUCUCCAUCGUUCCUCUCCGAUGCGCAUCAGUUGAUGGGACAAGUGUUUCCAACGGAUUAUUCUGUGCUUGUCCAUGUCUCUGUUCCAUUUUUAUCCGUAUAUUUCAUGGUUUUAUGUCUUUCACUCCAUCUCAUUGAACCCGAUACAUGUCGGAUUUUGAAUAUUGGGUUCGACGAGGCGACAGAGCUUAGCAAGAAAAUGUACAAUGCGGCUCAGGCUUGUCUGUACGUGAGUGACUUCAUCGGGAAUCAUAGCUUGGAAGCACUUCAGUGCCUGAUCCUUAUGGGUGUUUAUCAGCAAAAUCUAGAUGACGCUGACUCACAUUGGGCUCUUUUGGGCUCUGCCAUAAAGAUGGCACAGAAUCUGGGCAUUUCAAGACUUGGUUCAGAGUCUGAUAAUAAAACUUAUACCGGAAUUUGGACGUCUGUCAUUAAACGGGAGGUUGCAAGAAGGAUCUGGUGGAGCUUGAUCUUCAACGAUUGGUCGCAUGCUGCUGCUCACAACGGAGCUUAUUCCAUCCAUCCAUCUCAAAAUCAUACUGGGUUCCCUGCUAACAUCAACGAUGUUGACCUCGUGGAUGGCUUUCCUCUGAAAGUGCGACCCAUUAUGGAGUAUACUGAAAUGACCCUUUCUUUAACAAGAUUUCGCUUUGUCGGUAUAUACAGAGAGAUUGUCGACAAUAUGCAAUCCCCAACAGGUUACGAUUUCGUAACAGAAAUAGAUGCAAAGAUACGCAAAAUGCAGGAAGAGAUUCCUCGCUAUUUUGAGGAAUAUAAUUUAAAUACACCUGAUAAUUCCGCCUCUCCUCCCCCGUAUAAUCCUGCCCAAAAUGUGAAACAACUCGAGCUAACGUUAUGCCUUUUAAUGGGAGAAACAAGACAAUUGCGACUACACAGGCCGUAUCUAUUCAAGGGGUACAAAGAUCGAAAAUACGCAAAAUCUAGGGAGCAGUGCAUCAAUUCGGCAAGGGCGAUUCUCAACCUACUGAAGUCCAAUGAUGAACAGUCAGCAAUACUUCUGAAGUGGUGGAUGGUAUUGUUCUAUGGAUUCGCCGCUUCUGUAGUGUUAUUCAUUGACCUAUGCCAUCAUAAAGCCGACAAUGGCUUAGAAUUAGAAAUGCGUCGAGUGGAAUUAAGGGAGGCGUUGGAUCUUUUCAAAACUGUUGAGCAUAUUUCAACUGUUUCCCGAAAUGCGAUAGCUCUUUUGGAAGGGUUGAUGAGCGUCGAGCCUGAUAUACCCUCAAAGCCUUCCAGGAAAAGAGGUGCUUACACACAAGAAAGUGAAGAGCCUUUUGGUCAAGUCGUCAAGCGGAUGAUUAUCGAUGCACACCAGACUGCAAGUAGUCCUAUCUCCCAAUCCAAUGGGUCUCUUGCAUCCUCACCUACCAAACCCCUGAGUCCAGCCAGUACUCCACAUGCAACACUUCAUCACCGCAGCAGAUCUGAAUCCUAUACAACUUCAAGUUUGAAUGUAACGCCGGAAGUAGGGAUCGAUGAGUACCCCCCUCGUAUCUCCAUUCCUGUGAACCGUGCUAUGCCCUCCAGUUCCUCGCGGUGGUCUUCAACACAGAUCUCACUGCCACAUACACUAUCAAACGGACUUUCGAUGGCGCCAUCUGGCCAUAGCAACACUAAUCAGCGAGGGAAAGAUGGAUUAACCUGCGUGAAUCCAAUUGGAGGAGAACUCGAUAAUUCCUCGACACCCCCCUUCGGACUAGGCUGGGGACUUCCAGCACGGGAUGCGCUCGCCCCAAAUAUUCUUUUCCGCGAGUCAGAGAUGUUUGAGGCGAGUAUAAGACAACUUGACGAAGCAACUAUGAAUGAGCUUGGCCAGCUUCUCUGGAGUGACGAGAGUUUUGGUUAUGGCAUCAGAAAUGCUGGAACCCCUGGCAAUUUAGAAUCUGCGCGCGAUGAGAUAUCGCUCGCCGGCUUCGAGAGUUUUAAUGGUAUGGCGUUUACAGGAACAUGAUACUAUGAUAUGGCGUUCAUAGGACUAUAGUUCAGUACUUAUAAAUAUGUAUAAUCACGAUCCUAUAGAUUUAGAAUCCCGUUUCAUGUAUCGAGAAUAGAGAUUAGGCUUACAGCAGGCAGAGAACAAAUCACCAGCAUCUACGUAAAAUCAUUUAGCAGCAACGCGGUGGAUAUAGUCAAAAAUCUCUUA